Messenger RNA from Anthonomus grandis grandis, 3471 nucleotides. Its product is annotated as putative nuclease HARBI1. The transcript has 2 exons. Lineage: Eukaryota; Metazoa; Arthropoda; Insecta; Coleoptera; Curculionidae. The coding region runs from base 2032 to 3012 and encodes 326 amino acids. The record is from RefSeq and is a predicted model, not a curated record.
AAGAUAGAGGUAUUUCAUCUUCGCUUUCUAUUUCCUCCGAUUCUGGCCUGUUCUCAUCAAGUUGUUUGGGUGGUGGCGGGGGGUUCUUUCACGUUGGGAAUGAAUAGCAAAAUCAUCGUCUAGGAAUAUAUGCCUGUUGAGCGGAAAAAUUCCACAUUUUCUAAAACCAUUUACGGCCACUUCAACGCUUGCAGCACGUAGGUAUGCUCUCCCUAGCAGCUCAGCGACCUGAUAGUGAGUUACUACCCUUCCUGGGUUAUUUUUGAGCCAUGAUUCAAUCUCCAAUGCAUAAUAUGUUUUAAAUGGAGACAUAAAAGCUACGUCUAGGGGUUGUAUCUUAUGUAUCGAAUGAGGAGGCAGACAUAAAAUAUGCAUAUAGUUUUCCCUUGCUAAAUCAAUUAAAGGGAUGUUGCGCGUAUGAGAGUAGUGCGCGUCUAAUAUUAAAACCAUUGGAUCGCCCUUUGCUGGUUUAACAUGCUUUAUAAAAUGUGUUAACCAAGCUGUAAACAGAUCAUGCUGAAUCCAACCGGAAGGAUGACAUCUGGCGAUCGUUCCUGGCGGUGCUCCAUUUAGAAGUUCAGGCGUCAUAUUUUUUCUAGGAAAUACUAGCAUAGGUGGCACAUAUAUUCCGGUAGCGCUCAUACAAGUCACUACAGUAACAAGAGCUCCCCUUUCGGAUGUCGUCAAGGCCCCAUCUUGCCUUUUACCUCGUAAGCUGAGAACCCUUGAAUGUUUGUGUUGAACAGUUGUAAUGCCUGUUUCAUCUACAUUAAAUAAUCUGGCUGGAUUUAAUUUGAUUUCUGCUAAGGCUGGCUCUAACAGAUCAAAAAAGGCCGCGCAAUUUUCUUGAGUAAACCCUUUUAUGCGAGCUGCAGAUACACCCUGUGGCUUUCUAAAACUUAGUUCAGGAUGUCUCUUUAAAAACCCUUUAUGCCACUUUUUUCCUGCCCUUGAUUUCGUCAUAGAAAAAGGGUGUUAUAGCCCGUUCUGGAUAGCUAGCUGAAACGCUAGCCUUCUAAUAUCGGAAGCUCUUAGUCCAUAAAACCGUUUCUCCAUAUCUAAACAAUAUGUAACUAACAGAUUUUCAAUUUCGUUGCUUAGCGCAGGUCUUCUUCCUAAUUUCGUAGCUGUUAAUACUUCUAUUGGCUUGUCUGAUUUUACGUAAUCAACAAGGGUACUUCUUGGAACUUUAUAUAUUUUUGACGCUUUUAAAUAUCCCAUUUCUUUGCUUCUAACAGCAUUUACCGCAAGCUCCAUGGCUCUUGCAUCCCAUGUUUUACGACCUUUCUCUUGUUUUCCGUUCAUCUAGAAAAAAAAAGCAAAAAACCGCCUUAAUCAAGGUUAAAAGCAUAAUAAUAUGGUAUAUGAAAUUUAUUCUCAUUUAUUAUUAAAAAAAAGAUAGUAAAACGCAAGUAUCUAUGACAGAAAAUCAGUUGAUUCAUUUAAAAGCAGCUCCAGAAAACUGGUUCCAAAUAUCGGAUACUAUACGAUAUUAGGAAACCAAAAGUAUCCGAUAUUACGGUACAUAACCUCACUAAAUUUACCGUUUUUUUUUAAAUUUAAAAAAUAGUUCACAGAAGCAAUUUAUACAUUAAAAGGUAUCUUCUGCAAUCUACUUAAUGAUAUGGUAUGUAACAAACAAAUAAUUUAACCUACCUUUUCCAGAAAUAACGCCAAAAAUUAUACACUGUUAAAAUCUAUGCACAUCGAAAACCGUUACAGUAGCAAAAUGACGUUUUAUAAACAAUGAUAGGAUUCUGUAAUUCUUGUAGGAAAUGAUCUGCGCAAUAGUUCUCUUGAUUACUAUGGAAGUUACGAGAUGGCGCUGUGAUAUUACAGAUUUAGAGUAAUGUCCGAUAUUAGGAACCUAUGCAGUAUUAAGCCGGCUGCACACGGUGUGCGAUAAUAUAAUAUAUAUUAUAACAUAAAAGAAAAUACUGGAUAAGUAAUCAUAUCAAAUUUAGAAAAUCACGCGGUGAAUUUUCGCUAUUUAAUGAUUUGGAUGAUGAAAAAUUUACAAAUUAUUUUCGAAUGGACAGAAAUAAGUUUUUCCAACUUCAUGAGUUAAUAAAAGAUGACAUAAAGAAGACAAACACAAAUAUUAGAGAAAGUAUUAGUUCAUUAGAGCGAUUAGCAGUUACUUUAAGAUUUCUAGCUGCUGGAGACACGUUUAGAUCAAUUGCUUAUAGUUACAGGAUGGGGGAAAGAACGGUGUCGAAGAUUGUAGAAGAAGUAUGUCAAGCAUUGUGGGAGCGCUUGCAAUCCCAGGUACUCGAAGAGCCAAACACUAAUGACUGGAAAGAAAUCGCAAAAGGUUUUAAGGAUAAUUGUCAGUUUGAUCAUUGCGUCGGUGCAAUUGACGGCAAACAUGUAACCAUAAAAGCGCCGCCUAACUCGGGCUCAAGUUUUUUUAAUUACAAAAAAACAUUUUCCAUUGUUUUGUUAGCAGUUGUGGAUUCCAACAGAAAAUUUAUUUAUAUAGACGUAGGAUCUAUGGGGAGAUUUAGCGACAGUGGAAUCUUAAACGAUAGUACCUUUGGAAGAAAAUUAAGAACUGGGGGAUUAAAUUUACCAUCUGAUGAGCCGUUAUAUCCAGGGGGAGUAGAAAUACCAUAUGUUUUUGUGGGCGAUGAAGCGUUUCCGCUGAUGACUAAUUUAAUGCGUGCAUAUCCACAAUCGAACUUAUCGGACUCUAAAAGAAUAUAUAACUACCGUCUCUGCAGAGCACGCAGGGUAGUGGAAAAUGCCUUUGAGAUUUUAGCGGCUCGAUUUAGGAUAUUUAGAACACCAUUGACGACGUGCGCUUUACACAAUUAUUUAAUUAAACAUAAUUUUUAUGACAUGCGAGAUGAUAUUGAAGCCCUCGAUGAUAGGCAACUAACGCCAUUAGCCCAUUGUGGAUUUCGGUGUUCCAAUGACAGUUUUUUUGUAAGGGAAGAAUUCUGUCAAUAUUUUAAUGGCAUAGGAGCAGUUCCUUGGCAAAGUACACGGGUUUCAAAUAUACUAUUGUAGAUAUUAAUUAAUAUCUAAAAUGUCCUUAUAAUGUCCUUUUUUAAUUUGUUAUACCUACUUAAUACAUAAUAUGUAUAUCCAUAGAAUAAUAAUUAAAAAGAAAAAAUAAGUAAAUUUAAGUAUUUGUUUAACCACUGAAAUCAAGAUACAUAUAAAAGCAAAUUAUGGUUUGUAUCUACAACAAAGGUAAUUGUUCAAAUUCCGUGGCAUUCAAAGUAGAGCAAAUUCUAAAGAACUUUUGUAAACUUCAUUUUGGUUAUAAAGGUUUGCUCUGUUUACUUUAUAUUCACUGAUAAUGUAAGGUAAAGCAUUGUACAAGGUGGCCCGUUUAUUAUGGGCCUAUGUCUUUUCUCGGAAUCUACAGGGUGUACAAAAAAGUUUUAAUACAAAAGUUUUAUAUUACCAAGUAUAUUUUACAAGCUUUUAUUUAACUUGCCGUGUAUGUGUGUAUGUGUGAAU